Molecule: messenger RNA, 1129 nt
Organism: Coccidioides posadasii C735 delta SOWgp
Lineage: Eukaryota; Fungi; Ascomycota; Eurotiomycetes; Onygenales; Onygenaceae
Source: RefSeq, a predicted model, not a curated record
AUGGGCUGCUUCUCCGCAGCCGCCAUCUUCGCCGUUCCCCCUCUGCAAUGGGAGUCAGCCGAGUCGAAUAGUAGUCAGGCUCCAAGCCCGCCCGACGCCGCGCUUUUUCUCGAGGUUUCCACACAUCGUCUGCUAACCAUUGGCGGCGCUGUCCGAGACAGUAUUCAACCACCCAUGAAGCUCCUCUCCCUCUCCACACUCCUUUCCUUAUCCUUAUCUCUCAGUCUUGGGGGUGCAUCUCCCGUCUUUCUGGGAGGCGAUAAGAGAGAUGCGCUGUAUCAGAAACCUAUUGCCCCAGCCGGCGAAUUUCCAUUCGACUCGAGCCCACCUGAAGCGCGCAUGACAAUUCCUUAUGCCGACGAUGAACCGGACUCCAGUCUCUCCAUCCCUUCGUGGCCAACCACCCACCUUCUGGCUAGGAGACUGCUAGGCCUCUCCACCACGGGAGUCCUAUCCACCGUAUUCCCAAGGACUAACCGGGAUCCAGCCCUCAUCGGCGUCCCAAUCGGUCUGCCAGAUUACUUUGCCAAUUGCGACGACAAUUCAAAGCUUCAGGACUUCUUGGGCUCCGGAAACCCGCUCGUCCUGGCGUUGAAUCUUGGAACCUCUUUUCGAAACACCAAAGCUGGCUCCAACAUCUCCCUGUCGGUGGAUUGGUGGCAACACGCCCCGCCGGAUGAAGAUGGUGACCUCGACAAGGCACCAGCUGCCUUCCCACGCCUAUCCUUGAUCGGCUGGCUCGAACCUUUGUCCACUCCCCUCCCUGAUGAUGCAAGGCAUGCGAUCGAGCAGUGUUUCUUGACUGCUCAUCCGGAUGCCAAAUAUUGGCUGCCCGGCGAUCCUAACGCUGCCCACAGGGGAUAUUGGGCACGAUUGGUUGUGGAGAAAGCCCUUUGGAUCGGAGGAUUUGGCGACCGGGCGAGGAUUGGAUGGCUGGACAUUGGAGACUGGAGGAAUAUCAGGAAGCACGGGAAAUCGGGCGAGCGAGGAUGGGCCGAUGUGAGGCUUCCUGGAGAGGAGAAGGACUAGGUUGACACUGGACAUACAAAAGAACCUUAUGUACAUAAAAGUGAACUGGCUCUUUAAGUGCCUUUCUCUAGCAUAGUUACCUAUGAAUUACGCCUUGAUG